Molecule: messenger RNA, 1427 nt
Organism: Caenorhabditis angaria
Lineage: Eukaryota; Metazoa; Nematoda; Chromadorea; Rhabditida; Rhabditidae
Source: the annotation of a GenBank genome assembly
AUGUCGUUUGACUGGACAAAUUAUACGCUGGCGUUAUCGCCACUUCUUCCAUACAAUACUUUCUACACAAAUCAACCGCGUGUUUAUAUGUUUCAAGGCACCGAACUCAUCGAUUUGGUAUUUUUGAGUGUGACUUUUGUGAUGGCAAUUGCUUGGAUGAUGUUUUGUUGUGUUUGUUCAAAAUCGAAAUCUGCAGCCAAGGUUUGUCUAAUUUUCUAGUUAGAAGUUCUGAAGAAUCUAGAUUCACUGUAGGGUUUUUGAAGUUGGUUGUAAUUCUGAAGCAGAAUUUCACAGCUGAAUAUCAGAAACAUUGACCUGAUUUUCCUUAUCAAACCCGAAAAAAGUGAGAAAAUUCUGAAUGAUUCGGAACUUGUUUAAAAAUAGAUGCGAUCAACCAAUUUUUGCAAAAUAGCAGAAUUGGUCUGAUCCAGUUGAAUGGGACCAUAUUAAAAAAAAUGUUUCGCCACCCAAAUGAAGAAUUAUGGUCCUCUUCUCAUUAUUCUGUGGUGCUAAACGUUUUCAACAAAAAUUUACUUUCAAAAAAUCACGAACAACAUUUUCCAUGGUUCUCCUGAUAAAGCAGCUGAUAAAUCUACUUGUUUACCAUAAAAACUGGGAUUACUGUAGUCAACUGACCAUAAAUCCUGAUCACUUGCAAGUACACAAACAACUUCCAAUCCCAAUGUUCAAUUUUCAGACCCUAAUAACCAUCACAACAUCAAAAAUCCUUGUCAACGUCAUAAUUCGUGUUACUCAAGUUGUUACUCUUCUUUUGAUCGCCUAUCCUUCUUACACUUUUCUAUUUUUCGCUUCAAGUAUCGAAACAACUCUUCAUUACGCUUUUUAUCUACAGUAUACUUCUUCAGUUAUUCUUUAUGUCAAAAAUCCAAAUGGUGGACAGUGAGUUUUUCAAAGUGUAGUUCUUAGAGCCCGGUUACUCCCCAAUAUUCUAACCCUUAUCUCCUUGAAAAUUUCAGCCAUCACUAUUUCCUGGCUCUUUUCUUCUCCCUUUUCCUCUCACUUCUCAAUGUCAACUUCGAUACUUUUCUCCACAAUGCUCCAUUUUAUCUCUACGAAGCGAUUUAUAUUCCAAUGAUUUUACUCUACAUAAUUCGAAUCGUGCGAUCAUGUAAAACCUUUCAUUUGGUCGCAUUUAUGCUCAUCUCAUCUCCUCCACUCAUUUUCAAUGCCGCUUUGACAAUAAUGGAUCUUCUCUACAUGAUUAUUGGUGUUUCCGAAGUGUUUCCCACUUGUCAGUGUUAUGUUUAUUAAAGAUUAUAUUAAUAAUCUAGAGAUUACAUUUUUCAGCUUAUGUUCUGAUGAGCAAUUAUCGCUAUAAAGCAUUCGAAUUGAAACCGAUUUGUGUUAUGAUCGCAUUUUUGGCGUUGAUUCCAGAUUUAAAAAGGUCAGAGAGAAAUUUCUUGUGA